Heteronotia binoei (common prickly gecko) is the source of this 2356-nucleotide messenger RNA. RefSeq names its product zinc finger protein 639 (gene ZNF639). Lineage: Eukaryota; Metazoa; Chordata; Lepidosauria; Squamata; Gekkonidae. The transcript is spliced from 7 exons. Bases 171 to 1706 code for a protein of 511 amino acids. The record is from RefSeq and is a predicted model, not a curated record.
GUGGCGUCCCUCAGCCCGGCCUCCCCGCCUGCGGCCUGGUGCGUUCGGGCGGCGUGUGAGGCAGCGCGGCCUGCUCCUGACUGGCGCCCAAGAUGCCCCUAUUGUAGUUGACAGGCUUGUGGUUCUUUCUUCUCUUUCUGGCAAUGAAGAGUGCAUCUGACUGAAACAAAAUGAACGAGCAUCCAAAGAAGAGGAAAAGGAAGACCCUGCAUCCUUCGCGCUAUUCAGAUUCUUCAGGUUUACCAAAAUACAUCGACAAUAGUGGCAUAUUUUCUGACCACUGUUACAGCGUCUGUUCUAUGAAACAGCUAGACUUGAAAGUUUCUGAUAAUCGAGGCAUUCGAAGACAAGUUUCACUGGAAAAGACGAUAAGGCUAGGAAAAGUUGAAGGCAGUAGGAAAAGACGAAGACCCCAAAUUAGAGGUAGAUUUCAUACUUCCGUACACAGCACAGACACUGAUGACGAUGGCAGCCCAGUGCAUGCUGGGACAUCUCAGUGGAGUGGGGCCCAGUCUAAUGUCAUGGGGCCUCACUUCGUGGACUCUAAAAAGAAAGAUAAACCAGCUAAUAACGGCAUUUAUAAGGACCCUUGUGAGUCACCUAUCUUCAGUGACGCUUUAACUGAAGAAGAAAAACCUCUGGACAUUCAGACAGUGGAGAUUUCCACUACGGAAGUCCAGGCUGUGGAAGUUCACGACAUAGAAACUCAGACGGUUUCCCCUGAAAAGCUGGAGGCGGAGGAUGCUGAGGAAAUCCCCAUGGAAAUCUGCAAGGUGCCGGGGAAGAACCCGCCUCUGAACGUCACCCUUCAGCCCAAAUGGCCUUUGCUCCGGGCCAACAGCAGUGGCCUGUACAAGUGCGAACGCUGCACAUUCAACAGCAAGUAUUUCUCCGAUUUAAAGCAGCAUAUUGUCCUGAAGCACAAAACGUGCGUGGAGGGCAACACCUGUCGGGUGUGCAAGGAGACCUUCGCCUCGAAAAAAGUGCUCAUCGAACACUUAAAAAUCCACGAGGAAGACCCUUACAUCUGUAAAUACUGUGACUACAAGACGGUGAUGUUUGAGAACCUGAGCCAGCACAUCGCCGACACACACUUCAGCGACCACCUUUACUGGUGCGAGCAGUGCGAUGUCCAGUUCUCCUCCAGCAGCGAGCUGUACCUCCACUUCCAGGAGCACAGCUGCGACGAACAGUACCUGUGCCAGUUCUGCGAGCACGAGACCAGCGACCCGGAGGACCUGCACAGCCACGUGGUGAACGAGCACGCCGGCCGGCUGAUCGAGCUGAGCGACAGCUACCACAGCCGGCAGCCGCCGGGGCAGUACAGCCUGGUCAACAAGAUCAGCUUCGACAAGUGCAAAAACUUCUUUGUGUGCCAGGUGUGCGGCUUCCGCAGCCGGCUACACACCAACGUCAACCGCCACGUGGCCAUCGAGCACACCAAAAUAUUCCCCCACGUUUGCGACGAUUGCGGGAAGGGCUUUUCGGGCAUGCUGGAGUAUUGCAAACACUUGAACACUCACGUGUCCGAAGGGAUCUAUUUGUGUCAAUAUUGCGAAUAUUCUACCGGGCAGAUCGGAGACCUCAAGAUUCACUUGGACUUCAGGCAUUCUGCUGAGUUGCCUCACAAGUGCACCGAUUGCUUAAUGAGGUUUGCCAGCGAAAAUGACCUCCUGAGUCAUCUGCCGAUGCACGAAAGUGCUUGAUUGGUUUUGUUGCUUGUUUCUCCCUGUCCCCAGCCCAGAUUAUUAGAAUUGAAAUGUAAUUUCCCUGUGCUGUCUUAAGACCAAACCAAAAAGGCAUUUCUCUUCUCCACCCUCUUCCAGUAAAGAUGGUCGCUGAAGUGCAUGAAACAAGUUCCCUCGUUUCACUGAAAGAGGGUCAUGGUAGGCAUAGCCACAAUUGUGAUGCGGCCCUGACCACAAUAGAACCCUGUGCUUCGCCCUGGUUGGGCAGGCGGUGGUAUCGUGGGCAGGCUACGUACAAGUCAGCUGUACCUGUUCAGUCUUAAGACACAUACAAACACACAGACGUGCACAAACACAUCUUUUCACUCACGCCUCUGUGCUUACGGAUUGUUCACAAGGCGUUCAGCAUACCUAUAAUAACUGAAGUGCAAUAAGUAGUUUCAUCUUCGUGCUUUGUAUUUGCUGGCUUCAGUGAUUGGUGGGCUUAGUAGAAGAUAAAUACGUCCACAUAUCUGACUAUUCAGUCUAGGGGUGGGUGGGUAGAUGGAUUGUGUGUGUCAUGAAUCGUUCACUGUGUAAUAAUAGCAUGUAUCAUUGGCGUCUUAAGGCACAAAUAGCAUAAAGUCCUUUUGUACGUACUGGGGAAUAAAUAUUCUGACGAACUUGUA